This is a messenger RNA of Coniosporium apollinis CBS 100218, 1170 nucleotides long. RefSeq lists its product as uncharacterized. Gene Ontology annotation, cellular component: mitochondrion. Lineage: Eukaryota; Fungi; Ascomycota; Dothideomycetes. The coding region runs from base 1 to 1170 and encodes 389 amino acids. The transcript has a single exon. Gene Ontology annotation, biological process: rRNA methylation. Gene Ontology annotation, molecular function: RNA methyltransferase activity; RNA binding. The record is from RefSeq and is a predicted model, not a curated record.
AUGUGGAUAUCAGAACAAAGCAACCGGCCGGAUACCUCUAGGCCGCCUAGGCGGAACAACCAACCAGAAGUUACAGGCGCUGCACCCACGCGCCGUAGCCCAGGAGAUCCCAUCCCUAUACCGCACACGACAGCGGCCUCGCAGUUCCUGUAUGGCGCUUCCGCUGUCCUUGCCGCCCUGAAAGCGGGAAAGCGAAAACUCUACAAGCUGUAUCUGCACCAGCGAGCAGCACGAGACGCGGAUGGCGAUAGUGCCUUCCAGAUCAAGCGUCUCGCCGAGAAGGCCGGGGUUGAGCUUGUGCAGGUACAAGACGACUUCUUACGUGUUAUGGACAAGAUGGCAGACUGGCGUCCGCACAACGGCUGCGUACUUGAGGCCUCGCCCUUGCCCAAGCUUCCUGUGACCGGCCUCGGCGAGGUAUCGCCUGGCCAGUCAACGUUCGCGGUGACCGUCAGCCACCAGUCGAAGGAGGAGAGAGAUAUCAAUGGCUCCAACGACAAGAUAUCAUAUAACAGCCACGGAUGGCGGCAGCCAUUUGUUCUCCUCCUUGAUCAUGUCGUUGAUCAAGGCAACCUAGGUGCGGUAAUGCGCACCGCCUACUUCCUGGGCGUCGACGCCGUCGCUAUCAGUACACACGCUAGCGCUUCUCUCACCCCAGCGGCGACCAAGGCAUCUGCUGGUGCCGCGGAAGUCGUGCAGACCUUUGCUGUCGAAAAGCCCAACGAGUUCGUUGAGAUGAGCAGGAACAACGGCUGGCAAAUCUUCGCCGCUGAAGCGCUCGAGGAUCCCAACUCUCCUAAAGAGCGCUCGGCUGCAGAUUCUCAACAAACUCCGCCUUUCGUCGCACUGCUGAAAUCGCGACGCGGCAAGGUCCGAAUAAUGCCCUUCAGAACACCGCUCGCGGAACAACCCUGUCUCCUGAUGCUUGGUGGCGAAGGCGAAGGACUGACUAAAAAGUUGCGAAGUCUAGCACACUAUGAAGUUGGCAUUCCUUCCGUACCAGGUAAGAAGGAUGUAGGCGUCGAUAGCUUGAACGUUAGUGUCGCAGGCGCCCUACUUUGUAUGGAGUUUCUGAGGAAGCCGGCCGAUCUCAAGACCCAAGCUCUUCCAGACACCAGCAACGAUGAGCAAGAGAAGUUAUUUGAUGUUUCUCCCGCGUCCGCUACUUGA